GGAUGGGAUCUCCUUCGGAGUCUCCAGCAGGGAAACUUUUCGUACCUCCCCCUCAGCCUGCCUGCUUGGUUCCAACAGCGCGUCGAUGGUCAAAAGGUUCACAUUUGGAGGCGCACAGAGGACCGGCGGCUCUCUACAAGAGCAGAGGUGAUUCACGUAGGCAGAAUGUGCCAGAAUCCUUAAAGAUAAACUAAAGGCUUUGGACGAUACUCGAUCGUUUUUUUUGAUUGCCGUACGUAUACCAGGCGCCAUGGCUCAAGCUGAAGUAGCACUCCUGCGGUGCGCGUUGUUUUUUCUCUACCUGCGUGUCUGCUUGAGCCAGCUUGAUUGCACCGGCACGGACUGUCCCCUGCUGGACAACUGUAUUGAAGAAGUCCUGGAGAGUGGUGCCUGUUGUGCUACAUGCUUACAAAAAGGAUGCGCAUGUGAGGGUUACCAGUACUAUGACUGCAUCAGUGCUGGAUUCAAGAAUGGCAAGGUACCCGAGGGAGACUCCUACUUUGUUGAUUAUGGGAGCACAGAGUGCUCCUGCCCUGCAGGCGGGGGUCGGAUCAGCUGCCACUUCAUCAGCUGUCCCGAUAUCCCACCAAACUGCAUUGAGGUUUCAGAGCCUGCAGAUGGCUGCAUGCAGUGUGAACGUGUUGGAUGUGUUCAUGCUGGACAAAAGUAUGAGGCUGGACACUCCUUCCAUAUUGACGUGUGCCGUGUGUGCCACUGUCCCAAUGAAGGGGGGAAGUUAAUGUGCUACCCGGUACCAGACUGUGAUGCACAGAAAUUUCAUAAUCCCAUGUUAGCUACUCCCACAGAAGAUAAUACAGUCAUCAGGCAUGAUAAUUUCCCAUACAGGUUUGACCAACAAGGCCACACAGAGCAAUUUGCCACCCCAUAUCACCUUCCCAAUGGAAAUCUUCCUCUCUUUAAAUUGCCACCACUUAAAGAGGAACCAGAAGACUACGAUUAUGGUCCUACAGACUCUCCAGAGAGCUACCCACAGUCCCUGGUCUUUCCCACUACAUCCUCUCCUUCUUUUAAAAAAGGUCUAUCCGUGUCCCAAGGCUCUGCCAAACCUGAUCGAGCCUCUUCUCUUCAGAGCUUUGACAGGCAAGGCAAACAGGCACUGAGAGAACGAUAUGGAGUUCAUGACCAUCCUUCAGGCAGAGAGGAAGUGACAGAAGGUCCCCUGAGACUAGAGCAGAUAAAGGAUGUGCCUUACACAGCCAAGACGGUGCAACAAGAGAGAAGCAAAGAGGACUCAGAAAGCAGCAUUCCAACCAGCAUUUACGAUAAGGCCACUAUUGAGCCUGCCACUCCCUCCCAAAGGUGGCCUGAGUCCCUGACAACACCUGUAUUCCAUUUUAUCACCACCACCCAGCCACCAAUGAGAGUUAAACUGGAUGAGAGUCAGCCCCGUGGAGAGCCAGAUCAGAUGCUGCUUAGCCUUCACAGUGAAGGCAGAGAGGAGGCAAAGGAAGGGGUGAAAGAGGCCGAGGAACAUCGCCCUGUUUUGCUCAUCAGACCUGAGGAGGCAGGAGCAGAACCAGAUAUUUGUGGCCUGAAGGGCUUACAGAUACAGAGUUGCAUGUGCAGUGUGGCUGCACUGUUGAAAAAUGCAGGCAUUGAGAAAAUUAACAGUAAGACAUGA
Molecule: messenger RNA, 1642 nt
Organism: Archocentrus centrarchus (flier cichlid)
Lineage: Eukaryota; Metazoa; Chordata; Actinopteri; Cichliformes; Cichlidae
Product: fibulin-2-like
Exons: 4
Coding region: 251-1642 (463 amino acids)
Biological process (GO): negative regulation of BMP signaling pathway
Cellular component (GO): AMPA glutamate receptor complex
Source: RefSeq, a predicted model, not a curated record